Messenger RNA from Durusdinium trenchii, 1212 nucleotides. NCBI's taxonomy places the organism in Eukaryota, Dinophyceae, Suessiales, Symbiodiniaceae. The record is from the annotation of a GenBank genome assembly.
AAUGAUGUGACUUGACUAGAGGGGAAAGGGGGUUGGUAAGUAUGGUGCAGGACUCCGGACCCACGGUGCCCUUCUUGGGUGCUAAGGCAAGUUAGGAGGCUCCAAAUACUGUAUAUCUCAUGGCCGCAGUAUCCACUGAUCUAUGUGACUGUAGCACAUGCAUCUGCCUGCAGGGCCUGGUAUACAAGCCCCGUUCGUACCGCACCUUGCAGCACUCCAGGUGGUGUUUUGUGCUAGCGUGCUCAGUGCCUGUGAGAAGGGCCCGCGCUGGGAGAUUGGUAUCGAGUUGUUAGACUGGAUGCGUUCCUCACUGGACCUUCCACUGAACUUGUUCUGUUUCGGUGCUGCGAUUAGUGCAUGCCGGAAAGGCUCCAAUUGGCAGGGCGCAUGGGCCUUGCUCGAGGAUAUUUGGUCCUCGGCUUUGCAACCUGACUUGGUGGCCUUUAAUGCCACGAUCAGCUCUUGCGAAAAGGCCCAGCGCUGGGAAUUUGCCAUUGAACUCUUGGAGAUGAUGAGUCUCCAGCAAGUCCCGCCCGACGUGGUGAGUUUCAAUGCCACAGCGAGCGCCUGCGAGAAACGUGCGCAGUGGAGCUGGGCUCUUUGGGUCUUCUCGCAGUUGAAGAGGACAAUCCCAGUAGAAAAGCAGAAAGGUGCCUUGCUGAAUAUCAGCAAUGCCUGUGUCAGCGCGUGUGCAAAGGCCACUUUUGCCGAGACGGGUCAGUUGCCGAGGCACUGCGCUGGCAAGAAGCUUUACUCCUGGGGCAGCAGAUCGAUCGACCAGAUAAGGUCACCUACAAUGGUCUAUUGUGUGCCUGCCGCGCCUCCGGUGGCAGCCGCUGGCCCAUGUUGCUGCAGCUCGUGAUCGAGAUGUCCAGGCACCUGGUGAUGCCUGGGGUGGACGCCUACAGUGUUCUUGGGGAUGCCUGCCUGGAAGCAGGCGUUGCGUUGACGGCCAGAUGUUGGCUGACUGGCCAGAAAGCGCAACGGAAGUGCUGGAUAGGCCAGGCGGUUGAGUGGAAGUUUCAAACGAUUCUCUGAAACGAUCACCUUGCUCAUCGGCAAGCAACAUUUGAAAGGAGGUCAAUAACAAUCGCUUUCAACCCCUCCUUCCUGGGUCACUAUCAUUGUCUAGUAGCACCUCACCAUCACAAACCCCACUCAGAGUUGUGGUGUGAGUUCUGUGGGGGUGAUGCCAAACCAUGACCACCCUCC